AUGGCCUCCUCCCCAGACAAGGACCUCACGCACGAAACCGUCUACGACGAAGACUGGUGGGUGAAUAACUCCCGCGAGCACCCAGACAGCCCGAUCGUGCUCCCACCCCUCUCGCCACCGGCACACCCAACCUCUGGCGACUCAAACUCCUCCAACCACACAAACACAUCCAACAUCACCAUCCCCGCCACCGCAAUCCACACCCACGACACCACAGCCGCAGACAUCUCAGCCCUCCGACCGCCGGGAAACCCUCACGCGCCGCUACUCCUCCCGCCACCCGUGAAGCAGAAAAAUAAAGGACAAUGGGCUUACGUGGAGUAUAUCCCCGCCUGGACGGAUCCGCUCUGGCAAGACAAGGAUUCGCGGGUUCAGGAUAAAGAUAACCCGAGUCAUAUCCUUCGAAGGCGGGACUGGAUGAAGAGUGUUAGACCUGCGCAGCUUCCGCAGGAUAGGCCGCAGAAUCCGAGUGCGUUUGCCUUGCGGUACGGGGUGUAUCCUGAUAGACUUGACGGCAGGUCGAGGUUGACGCCUACGAGGGGCGCGUUUCGGAGUUUCAAGUAUGAUGGGGUUGUGGUUCCUAACAUGAACGCGGAGGUUGUUAUUGCGCAGGCGGAGAAUUAUGCUGCAACGGUUGGGUUGGCGGGUGUGGAUGGGUUGUUGGAGGUGUAUUCGGAUUUGAGGGGGGGCGGGGGCAACGAGAGGGAGAGCAUUCUGGUGAGGGCGUUAGAGGGGAUGAGGGAUGAUGAGGAUUGGCAGAUGAUGAUGUUUCAGGGGAUGACUACGCAUGAGUUAUUGGAGCAGGGGAUGAUGUCGAUGAAGAGUGGGAAUGACUGUGAUUUACAGAAUGAUCUUCAUCAAUAUCUCACGAGAGACAAGUGGGUUGAAAGUCUAUGGCGAGGAUCUGAUGCCAAACAUCCAAGGCUCAUCUAUCAAUCCGGCAACGUCAAAGGAGAAUGGGACCCCAAAACAAACGACUACCUCUGGGGAAAAAUGCAACCCGCCCUCCUCCUAGCCUCCCGCAUCCUAGACCACCUCGAAACAACCGACCCCUUCUGGCGCCGCCUCCACGACCCCCUCAACCGCCGCACCAUCGGCGAACCCCGCGACUAUCGCACCCCCGAGAUGCGCAAAAAGAAUCCCGCCGUCCAAUUCACCCUCCACGACUACGACGAUGCCGGGAAAAACGCCAUCGUGGACGAACAGACGCGGAAACAACUGUUCGACGUGAAAUUCGAGGUUCUCAAGCUCCUGAACCACAGUCUGCGGUUCAUGCUGUGUAGCGGACAAAAAGACGGAGGAGAUACCACGACUGCGGGCUCGACGUGUGUUUCGGGUGCGAAUAUCGAUAUAUAUAUUGCUGCGGAUGCGUUUUGGCCGCUUGUUGUACCUGGGUAUAGUGAGGACGAGAGGUUGUUGCAGAGUUUCUUUUUGGCUUCUACUAUUGUUCAUGAGAUUGCUCAUGCGGUCAACUAUGCGCACCAUCUGGUUCUCAAGCCGCCAGCCGGCAUCCGUAUCACGGCCUGGGUCGAUUCGCCGGACAAGGUGAAGAAGGCUAGAGAGAUUGGGGAGCAGAUGUUUCCCAAGAUUACGGAGAACAAUUGUGAGCCGUUUUUUGAGGAUGAGCCGCAGGCUGAGCUGGGGUUUUGUACUGAGAACAGGCUCUUUGGAGGCAUCCACUGGAAUCUCAUAUCCACCGAUAUGAGCCAACUCUUCUUCCUGCCUGCGGCCUUGGCAAUGGAAAGGUGGCCGAGGCCGAAAGGCGAAGACGGCCAUCUUACUCUCGAACAACUCCAGAAAAAUCCGGAAAACCUAACCUUAGACCACACGCCGAUGCUUCCAGACCAGUACCUCGUUCCUACCAGAAUCGCUCAUAUCGCCUGUCUCUUUACCGAGGCCUUCUGGGGCACCGAGGUGUCCAAGUACGGCCCUGCGUCGCUGCGCUUCGGCGGCUUGGACCCGGUCACGCUCCCCAUCAUCCGGCCACGCGUCCAGCUGGGCGCCGCGCUUAGAGGCGUGCUGGCGCCGAGGGGCGAUCGAGCUCUAGAGCUGCUCCCGAGAGAGAGCUCCGACGAGAUGGCUGACGCCGGCCCGAUGCUGGCGCAGUUUUUGAUGCAGGCCGCUACUGAGUUUCUGAGGCCGCAUGUGGCGCGGUACCGGUGGACAAGAGACCAUAAACACUUUUUGGGCUCGCGGUGCAAAGAGGCGUAUAAACUCGUGUUUCAGUUGGUGAUUAUCAUGAACGAGACCGGUACGGCGUUCGAUUUGCGGCGAAUUACAGAGGAAUUUGAGAAUGGGAGAAGAAACCAGACGAGUAUGGACGCGUGGAAGAAAUCUCAACGUCGACGGUGGGGAAAGUGCCUUGACAAGUGGUUAGAAGAAUCUCGAGAGAAACUGGGUGGCAGAUCAUGUUCUUUGCCAUACGACUCGGUCCACCCGCACAACGAGAACGAGUUCUGGAAGAGCAUCCACAGCCACGGGUGGAAAGCAGGGCAGCGGAUGGCGGAAGUGCUUCGGCGAAUAUAUGAAAUGAUCCUCUUCGAGAUCGGCUGCUUCCACCAAAUGUUUAUCGACAUUUACAACCUCGAUGAGGCAGAGCUGGAAGCGUUCGAGAGGGAACAAGCGGCCCAGGAUCUGCCCUUUCGCCGCCAAACCACACUAAAUUUGACCACAGAAGCAUUGUCGAAGACUACGGAAGUUGUGACAGAAUAUAGCAGGAACGGGUUCAUCCCCGUCGCGAAUCUUGCGGUUAUACACGACUUUAUGACGAAAUUCACCAAUAUGAGGGCGCAGCUUGAGGAACUGAAGCCGUGGACGAAUGAUAUUUCAAAGAUCAAGCCUGCCAACUUUAACCUUCUGCAGCCGUUCGUCCCGAGGCUCAAGACUGCACGGCGGCCGGCGACGUCCCGGAUGGUCAAGGUUGCGCAAAAGGAGCUUGGCAUGGUUCCAGUGGAGACGGUGGUGGUCAUUGAGAAGUUCUUGAGCUUUGUGAAGACGACGGUGAAAGCCGCAGGCGAUGUCAGGAUUGGAUUGGAAAGGGAUGGGGCGAUGGAUCUGGACGAGGUGAUCACCGAGUUUGAGAAGACCGAUAAGUUUGGCCAACCUCGCGUGGUGGAGGAUGUAACCGACGAGGAGGACUACGAAGACGGUCUCGACAACAAUGAUCCGCUUACUGAGAUUAUCAGGAAGAGGAAGCCCAAGGACCCCUGGAAUGGAGCGAAGCAUCCUCCCAAACGACCCAGGAUCGCGACACCGCAGCUUGUUCCCCAGCCUCUGGCACAUCCCACACCCUUUUCAAAGUACUCCCCGCCGAAGCACAGGUUCGGAAACACCACCAAGGCCAGCCGCUUCCACAGAGCCAGCUUAAUCAACGCCGUUCCAGACCCGAAGUCCAAGAUCCCAAAUGUAUUCGCCAACAUCCCAGAUGUAACUUUCCCUCUAUCACAAUCCCCUUCCGGGUUCACUGGGUACGGCCCGGGCCAGCAGCCGCCGCCGAAACUCCCUACUCAUGCUUCCGUAUUCGGCGGUAAGCCCGCCCAAAUCGCAGAGGGUCCCGAGCCGAUGGGCAUGUUUCCACACCCGUUCGCAUUGUCUGCGACCUUCACAGAGGAUCUCGAGCAUGAGGCCAGGGCCCGCCUUAUGCUCGCGCACCAGAGUCCCGCGAAUUCUGCGCUGGGAUUCAGGGAAAGGCAAGGGGCAACGGCGGCAAAUGCGUAUCGUGAUCCUGCACUAGCAAUGCCGGACUCGCCCGAAAAGGAU
This is a messenger RNA of Colletotrichum phormii, 3759 nucleotides long. RefSeq lists its product as uncharacterized. Lineage: Eukaryota; Fungi; Ascomycota; Sordariomycetes; Glomerellales; Glomerellaceae. The transcript has 6 exons. The record is from RefSeq and is a predicted model, not a curated record. The annotation marks the transcript as partial.